Orbicella faveolata is the source of this 4092-nucleotide messenger RNA. RefSeq names its product transmembrane protease serine 9-like. The record is from RefSeq and is a predicted model, not a curated record. Gene Ontology annotation, biological process: proteolysis. Gene Ontology annotation, molecular function: serine-type endopeptidase activity. NCBI's taxonomy places the organism in Eukaryota, Metazoa, Cnidaria, Anthozoa, Scleractinia, Merulinidae.
CUUCAUUAGUGCACGCAUAUUUUUCGGUUCGAUUUCUGUUUACCUUUAGCAACGUACAAGCAGAGAAGUGGCUUUUUGUUUACAGUACAUUCUGCCACUCCAACCGAUCACAAGAUCAACAGGAUUUCACCGUGAAUCAGUUUCUCCGUCAAGAUGUGGUUUGAAGUUCUGCUCUGCCUCUUCAUAAGCGAUGCAGGAACGUUUGGAAAAGCCAGAAUUUUAUUUCCAAUCGAAUCCUCAGAAUCGUUAUGCAACAGUGAACUCGGCAUGCAAGCUAACUGGAUCCAAGACGCGGCCAUUACCGCUUCGUCGAUUCGCGACCUUGAACACGAUCCUGGGCGAGCACGUCUCCAUGGUAACGGAGCGUGGAGGCCGCUGAUUCAAAGCGCCGAUCAAUUUUUGCAGAUUCAUUUCGACGACGAAACUAACGUGUCAGCGGUGGCCAUUCAGGGGCAUCCUGAAAACGAGUUCUGGGUGUCGAAGUAUUCGUUGUCAUUUAGCAUGGACGCUAAGCGCUGGGAGGAUCAUUCUGAGGUUUUUGACGGCAGCAAAAAUAAGCACGAGAUUACAACAUCUCAACUGGAAGAGCCAAAAAUGGCGCGGUUUCUGCGAGUCAAGCCAAUAGAGUGGCAUGGUGACAUUGCUCUUAGAGUCGAGAUUUAUGGCUGCAUGCGAGAUUUCCCAAAAUGCGGAAUUCGACGUCAAGAGGAGAAUCGCCAUUCUCGCCAAAGGCGAAUUGUCGGUGGCAGCGAAGCCCGUCCAAACUCCUGGCCAUGGCAAGUGGAAAUUUUGGUGAAUGGUACAAGUCAUUGGUGCGGAGGAUCACUCAUUCAUCCGCAGUGGAUCAUAACAGCAGCGCACUGCGUGGAUAAGUUUUACUCCCCCUACCCCAGAGAAAUACGCCUCGGGGAACACCACAGUAAAACACUCGAGGGUUACGAGGAGGUUGUUGAGGCCGAUAAAUCUUAUAUGCAUCCUGGAUUUACUCAUGAUCGCCCAACGUUCAUCAGUGCGGGGGAUUAUGACUUUGCGCUUUAUCAUCUCAAAAGACCCGCCACUUUUUACAGCCGUGUUAGCCCAGUGUGUCUGCCCGACGAAGACUCCACUAUCGCCGAGGAUGUCGGCCGAGUCUGCGUCGUGACUGGUUGGGGGCAUACCAGUGAGAAUGGCAACUUUUCCGAUGUCCUGCAUGAAAACGAAGUACCUAUAGUUUCGUGGGAAGAAUGUAACAAAGAGAGGUCAUAUAACGGGUAUAUUAAAGAACGCUUCAUGUGCGCAGGAUAUGAGGAAGGAGGGAAGGACGCCUGCCAAGGAGACAGCGGAGGGCCCUUGGUGUGUCAAGAUGACGCAGGAAGAUGGGUCCUCGCUGGUGUGGUGACUUGGGGAGUGGGAUGUGCGAGACCCCUCAAGUUUGGGGUGUACAGUGAUGUACGCCGAUUCCUCCCCUUCAUUGAAAGCACCAUAUAUGGUUACCCAGAAUGUGGAGUUCGACCAGUGGCCUCCAUUUCCUCCCGCAUCGUGGGAGGACGCGAGGCUCGCCCCAACUCCUGGCCGUGGCAAGUCGAUCUUCUGGUCAAUGGUACUGCUCACUACUGCGGAGGCUCUCUGAUUGAUCCGUCCUGGAUUGUGACGUCAGCGCAUUGUUUUUAUUUAUAUACCCAACCGGAGCAGUGGCAAGUCAGGGUUGGAGAACACAACGAGACAAAAUUCGAAGGUUACGAAGAAAUGAUCAAUAUUGAUACGAUAACAAUUCAUCCCGGAUUUAUACUGGGCAGCGCCGAAGACACUGGCGAUUACGAUAUUGCGAUCAUCAAACUCAAGCGGCCAGCGGUGUUCCACAAACUGGUGCACUCUAUCUGUCUGCCUGAAAUGGAAACUCGUUUUGCAACCGGUAAAACCUGUUUUGCCACCGGAUGGGGAAAGCAAGACGAAAAUGCGGCUGAGUACUCUGACGUUCUUCGCGAAGUGGAGGUGGACCUGGUAUCUAAAGAAGUCUGUAACAGCAAUAUUUCCUACAAUGGCCUGCUAAACGAGCGAUAUUUUUGCGCCGGGUUUCAAGCUGGCGACAAAGACGCGUGCAGUGGUGAUAGCGGAGGACCGCUGGCUUGCCAGAUUGAGAAUGGAAGUUUCGUUUUGACGGGUGUGGUUAGCUGGGGAGAAGGAUGCGCUCGAGCUAAUAAAUAUGGCGUGUAUUUAGAUGUACGGUUCAUGUUGCCAUUCAUUGAGAGCACAAUAGACGAUUUCCCAAAAUGCGGAAUUCGACGUCAAGAGGAGAAUCGCCAUUCUCGCCAAAGGCGAAUUGUCGGUGGCAGCGAAGCCCGUCCAAACUCCUGGCCAUGGCAAGUGGAAAUUUUGGUGAAUGGUACAAGUCAUUGGUGCGGAGGAUCACUCAUUCAUCCGCAGUGGAUCAUAACAGCAGCGCACUGCGUGGAUAAGUUUUACUCCCCCUACCCCAGAGAAAUACGCCUCGGGGAACACCACAGUAAAACACUCGAGGGUUACGAGGAGGUUGUUGAGGCCGAUAAAUCUUAUAUGCAUCCUGGAUUUACUCAUGAUCGCCCAACGUUCAUCAGUGCGGGGGAUUAUGACUUUGCGCUUUAUCAUCUCAAAAGACCCGCCACUUUUUACAGCCGUGUUAGCCCAGUGUGUCUGCCCGACGAAGACUCCACUAUCGCCGAGGAUGUCGGCCGAGUCUGCGUCGUGACUGGUUGGGGGCAUACCAGUGAGAAUGGCAACUUUUCCGAUGUCCUGCAUGAAAACGAAGUACCUAUAGUUUCGUGGGAAGAAUGUAACAAAGAGAGGUCAUAUAACGGGUAUAUUAAAGAACGCUUCAUGUGCGCAGGAUAUGAGGAAGGAGGGAAGGACGCCUGCCAAGGAGACAGCGGAGGGCCCUUGGUGUGUCAAGAUGACGCAGGAAGAUGGGUCCUCGCUGGUGUGGUGACUUGGGGAGUGGGAUGUGCGAGACCCCUCAAGUUUGGGGUGUACAGUGAUGUACGCCGAUUCCUCCCCUUCAUUGAAAGCACCAUAUAUGGUUACCCAGAAUGUGGAGUUCGACCAGUGGCCUCCAUUUCCUCCCGCAUCGUGGGAGGACGCGAGGCUCGCCCCAACUCCUGGCCGUGGCAAGUCGAUCUUCUGGUCAAUGGUACUGCUCACUACUGCGGAGGCUCUCUGAUUGAUCCGUCCUGGAUUGUGACGUCAGCGCAUUGUUUUUAUUUAUAUACCCAACCGGAGCAGUGGCAAGUCAGGGUUGGAGAACACAACGAGACAAAAUUCGAAGGUUACGAAGAAAUGAUCAAUAUUGAUACGAUAACAAUUCAUCCCGGAUUUAUACUGGGCAGCGCCGAAGACACUGGCGAUUACGAUAUUGCGAUCAUCAAACUCAAGCGGCCAGCGGUGUUCCACAAACUGGUGCACUCUAUCUGUCUGCCUGAAAUGGAAACUCGUUUUGCAACCGGUAAAACCUGUUUUGCCACCGGAUGGGGAAAGCAAGACGAAAAUGCGGCUGAGUACUCUGACGUUCUUCGCGAAGUGGAGGUGGACCUGGUAUCUAAAGAAGUCUGUAACAGCAAUAUUUCCUACAAUGGCCUGCUAAACGAGCGAUAUUUUUGCGCCGGGUUUCAAGCUGGCGACAAAGACGCGUGCAGUGGUGAUAGCGGAGGACCGCUGGCUUGCCAGAUUGAGAAUGGAAGUUUCGUUUUGACGGGUGUGGUUAGCUGGGGAGAAGGAUGCGCUCGAGCUAAUAAAUAUGGCGUGUAUUUAGAUGUACGGUACAUGUUGCCAUUCAUUGAGAACACUCUUUACGGUAUGUCGCCUAACAAGGAUUGUUAUGAUACGGAUUUCGGAUCUAUGUUCAAACAUUCAUCCGGACCAGAAUCCGUGUCAUAUCAAACCUUGUUAAUUGUUCUAUUAAAUGAAAGUUACUUUACUUACAUAAGGAUCGGUAUUUUCUGGGUGCGUUCGGCAAUGUUAAGGUUGAACGAUAAUGAUAAAAUUGCUGGUUUACUCGAGAUAAUAUACGAGCUACAUCAGGCUACACCAGUUUCCUUACACCGGACACGCUUUUUCGACAGCCCUGUUUCCAAUGAGCUGUGA